AUGCCGUCCUUUAAGCCCUUUUCAUCCGUUACGGGGCGCAACUCUUACAGUCUCUUCGACAUUCGAUUAGACAGCGACUUUAUUGUCUUUCGAGGCACCGAACAUGAGUCCACCGGCCAGCUUCUCAAGGGCGUCCUCGUCCUGUGCCUGCAGUCGUCUCUGCGCAUGGAAGACGUCCGCCUUCGACUAAUGGGCACUCUGCGCCAUUCAUGGGCUGACCCCAGAGGAAGUGCUCCGGGCGUUUCCGGCCAAAAAGUCGACAAAUCCACCAACAUCCUCGAGCACCGAUGGUCGCCCUUUGUCGGAACCCAUGGCAAGAGCAUGACUCUCCCUGCCGGCAACUACGAGUGGCCUUUCGAAUUCAUGCUCCCCGGCGAGACUGCCGAGAGCGUCGAGGGUAUCCCCGAAGCCUCCAUCACUUACAGACUCAAGGCGACCGUUGGACGCGGCAAACUGGCUUACGACCUCCACGCCUACAAGCACCUCCGAAUAAUCCGAACCCUGGAGCCCGGCGCCCUCGAGUUCCUCCACGCCAUGAGCGUCGAGAACAUCUGGCCCAACAAAGUCGACUACUCAAUCGUCAUCCCGCAGAAGGCCGUCGUCUUUGGCGGAUCGGUAGCCAUGGAAAUGCGAUUCACUCCUCUUCUAAAAGGACUGGAGCUGGGAGACAUCACAGCGAGACUAAUGGAGGUGCGAGAAUGCUGCGUGCAGGGGCCUUCUGGCCUGAACAUCCGGGAACACCGGACCGAGCGCGAAGUGGCCAUGUGGAAGUUCGAGGUCACGAGGGAAGAGCACUGGCAGAACAUGAUCGAGGACACGGGCCAGGAGGGCUGGGCCAUGACCAAGAGACUUGAUCUGCCCAAGAAGUUGCGCCAGUGCAUCCAGGACCUCAACCACCAUGGCAUCAAGGUCCGCCACAAGAUCAAGUUGACGGUUGCGCUCUGCAACCCCGACGGUCACAUCUCCGAGCUUCGCGCCACUCUUCCCAUCUCCAUCUUCAUCUCCCCAAACAUGCCUCUCGACGAGCAAGGCAACCUGGUCGACCAAUCACCCAGUACCCCCAGCGAGCAAAUCAUCGGCACAAUGGCUCCUCCCGGCUACGGCGAGCACCUCCUCGACCAGCUGUACGAGGAUGUCGACAUGAGCGGCUUCCAGACUCCUGGGAUCCAGUCUGGAUUCAGCAGUCCCUUCUACGCACAAUCGCGAUCCGGAUCAUCGGACAACCUGGCUGCAGCCCUGACUCACAGCCGGCCCGUGGCUCCGGCAGCGCUAUCAUCGCGACUAGCCGACGUAUCGCUUGAUCCCUCGCAGAGAAACACGUCUUACACGUCGAUCGGCUCGGCUUCUGGCUUUACUUCCCCGACGUCGGCACCCCAUGGGGCAGCUCCGCGAUCGGAGCCACAGUCGUCAGGUGCUCUGACGAGAAGCAACAGCGCGGAAGAUGACUCGUCACGCAAUUCAGCCGAGCACGUCGAUCUGGAUCCCAAUGAAUUCUACGAGUUGAACAAGGUCCCCAGUUACCAGACGGCGGUCCGAACCCCGGCACGAUCCCGCGCCGCUUCCGGCAACGUAGCGCUACCCGACUACCAGACGGCUCUGAGCGCUCCCCGAACCCCACCGGCUGCAGAUAUUGUGACGGAUCCCCUUGGCACCAUUUCUGAGGAUCAGGCUGGCGAGGACCACCUUCACCAGGUUCACCAUGUCUCGCGCCCAACCAGUUUGAUGGCGGGACGUUCCUACACGGACGACUCCGCGAACCAUGGAAGGAUGCCUGUUGUUCAAGGGCGUGACCAAGUUGUUUAA
Ilyonectria robusta is the source of this 1803-nucleotide messenger RNA. RefSeq lists its product as uncharacterized. The coding region runs from base 1 to 1803 and encodes 600 amino acids. The transcript is spliced from 4 exons. Gene Ontology annotation, biological process: ubiquitin-dependent endocytosis. Gene Ontology annotation, cellular component: plasma membrane; cytosol; cytoplasm. Gene Ontology annotation, molecular function: ubiquitin protein ligase binding; protein-macromolecule adaptor activity. The record is from RefSeq and is a predicted model, not a curated record. NCBI's taxonomy places the organism in Eukaryota, Fungi, Ascomycota, Sordariomycetes, Hypocreales, Nectriaceae.